UCUUUAAGCGCAGGGCGGUGAGCAGAUUUCCGAUCGUGCACGAAGCGGAUUACAGCCCCUGACAUCAGUCCUCCUCAUCCUCCUCCUCUUCCUCCUGCUCCUGUUCCUGCUGCUCAGCUGAUCCGGAGGAUUCCCUCUGCGGGACACUCAGCACAGCCCCGCCUGUAUGCUCGCCUCCGCUCGCCUCCAUCAUGGACUUCAACGUGAAAAAACUGGCUUCUGAUGCGGGGGUCUUCUUCACCCGGGCCGUGCAGUUCACAGAAGAGAAGCUUGGCCAGGCUGAGAAGACUGAGUUGGAUCCACACUUGGAGAACCUGAUCACUCGUGCCGACUCCACCAAGAAUUGGACUGAAAAGAUCUUAAAACAAACAGAGGUGCUGCUGCAGCCCAAUCCAAUUGACCACACUGGUGCUCGGAUCGAGGAGUUCAUCUAUGACAAGCUGGACAAGAAGCUUCCCUCCAGGACAACCAACGCGGAGCUGCUGGGUCAGUACAUGCUGGACGCCGCCAUCGAAUUCGGUUCAGACACGCCAUACGGCAAGACCCUGAUCACAGUAGCGGAAUACCAGAAGAGGCUCGGAGGAGCCGAGCGCGAGUUCCUCCACACUUCGGCCGUCACUUUCCUCUCACCUCUGCGCAACUUCCUGGAGGGAGACUGGAGGACCAUAUCAAAAGAGAGGCGGCUGCUGGAGAAUCGCCGGCUGGAUCUGGACAUCUGUAAGGCACGCCUGAAAAAAGCCAAGCUGGCAGAAGCCAAAGCGGCGGCUACACCUGAUUUUCAGGAGACUCGGCCUCGAAAUUAUGUUCUUUCUGCCAGUGCAUCAGCGCUGCUCAGUGAGGAAGUGGACAAAGCAGAACACGAGCUUCGCGUGGCCCAGACGGAGUUCGAUCGCCAGGCUGAGGUCACCAGGCUGCUGCUUGAAGGCAUCAGCAGCACACACCUCAACCACCUGCGCUGUUUGCAGGACUUCGCUGAAGCUCAGGCCACGUACUACGCUCAGUGUCAUCACUACAUGCAGGACCUUCAGCGGGAGCUCAACAGGUCGAAGCCGGUCACACUCGCCAUGGAGCAGUCACAGCUGCCCGUCACGGGUGCCAGGAAGGCCAGGGUCUUGUAUGAUUAUGAUGCCCACGACAAACCACAGCAUCUCAUUACCGUCUACACCGUACCAGGAAUGGACCCCGACUGGCUGAUCGGAGAACGAGGAAACGAAAAGGGCAAAGUACCCGUCACCUACCUAGAACUGCUGAGCUAAUGGACCAAGCAACACACACACACACACACACACACACACACACACACACACACACACACCUGCACACACACAAACCUCUAUCCACCGUCAUACAUGUGGACUGGGUGGACCUGCUGUUGGCCCCAGUUUGUGCUCCUUGUGUAUUGGUUCAGCUCACAGAGGGAACCCCUGCACUGACUUCUAUGCUAAUAACCCAGCACUGUUUGAAAAUGCUGUGCAGGUAUCUUCUAACCACCUGGAUGAAACAAUAUAAAGAUUUAUCAAGGUGAGAUAGUGGAGAACUUGGUUAGCAAGCUCUAUCCAUAGACUGUAUCUGAUAAUUAGUGCCAAUUACCAGGCUAAUAAAUUCCCCCAGAGCUCAGAUGUUCUUGGACGGUCUUUUGAUACAAUUAACUCUACAGAAUGGCAAUAAUGAUGCAGUUAUUUUAUUACAUUUUUCAGUUUAUUCAACUCAAAAAAGAAGAAAAAAGUUGAGUCAUUUAAAUUUGGACCUUUAUGAAGGAGCACAAAGAAAAGAAAAGGAGUGCUGAAAGACUAAAAUGAGCCUACAUGUCAUUUUGACACAGAUUUUAUUUACACCAGAUGUUCUCGUAGCUCCUUUGUUAUGGUACAAAGGAGUUAGUGAAUGCUUUAAUCUCCACACAGCAUUUGUUGAGUAUCAAAAGCCAGUUCUGGUAACUUUUGAUUUCAGAUGAAAGUAAAAGCCUCUUUGUUAGGCACCAAUGUUUUUAGCACACAGGAGAGGAACCUCGUCUGACUUCGUGGAACAGCGUGCUUAUGUCGACCGUGUGGAUGGGUGUCUUGAGGUUUUCAUGAUGAUCUCUGUAGGUGUCCUGCCAUUUCAAGAGAUUGAACCUAAUUCUGGAAAUACCUGCACAGCUAUGGUAUUUUAAUUUUUAUGAGACCAGAGAAAUCAGUGUGACAGUCCCCUCUGUUAUAUGCAGAGUCCAAACUGCAGCUGGCUUCCCAUCUCCUGAUCUGAGGCUGUGUGAAAAAACUUAUGCAAAACUGCCUGUUUGACUCAUUUCUAGUAAUACUGAUGAUUAUCAGAAAGAAACCUGUGACUGUUCGAGUCAGGUUAUGUUGAUGUGACCUAUUAGAUUUCCUCUUAUUGCGUAAUGUGUACACAGAGUGUAAUGAAGCGCUCAGUUUGUUGACUGUGCAAACGUGUCUGUUGUUGUGUGGAAACUUACACAGUUCUGGCAAAUACUCUGACAUCUGUGAAAACUUCAAAGACCCGGGCCUUGUUUGAUCCAUUAAAGAAAAAUUCCAUGCAAUAA
Messenger RNA from Neolamprologus brichardi, 2536 nucleotides. The record is from RefSeq and is a predicted model, not a curated record. Lineage: Eukaryota; Metazoa; Chordata; Actinopteri; Cichliformes; Cichlidae.